This is a messenger RNA of Gongylonema pulchrum, 459 nucleotides long. NCBI's taxonomy places the organism in Eukaryota, Metazoa, Nematoda, Chromadorea, Rhabditida, Gongylonematidae. The record is from the annotation of a GenBank genome assembly.
AUGUAUGCGGAGAAUCAUGGUUUCGGGGCAGAUUACAUGUGGGACAGAGAAAAGAAUCGCGCAUUUCGGAAAGGCGUAACAAACAGUACGGAUAACAAAUGGUGGUGGUCCGGAGAUAUAGCGCCUGCUUGGUAUACCGCUGGCAAAUCAAACAUCGACGUGCACUGUUACUGGAUACCCGGAUGUGAUCUACCGUUUCGGGAUAUGAUCGUGCGGGUACCACGUGAACGUAAAUACAGUGGUUCAGAUCCAGAACAAACCAACGCAGUAGAAAGUUACUUUCCUGAGAUUGUUGAACGAAUUGUUAAAUAUCAAUCAUACAAACAGCAAUUUUUCUUACUUCGAUAUGCUGGCGUGCAGGCCGCGUUGGAAACUUUUGGAAGGCACAGUGGCGAAGCAAAGCAAGCGCUAAAAGCAGUUGAUCAUCAUCUUCUUCAAUUACAGGUAUUCAAGUGCUGA